Talaromyces marneffei is the source of this 1239-nucleotide messenger RNA. RefSeq lists its product as uncharacterized. Gene Ontology annotation, cellular component: nucleus; cytoplasm; centrosome. Bases 1 to 1239 code for a protein of 412 amino acids. NCBI's taxonomy places the organism in Eukaryota, Fungi, Ascomycota, Eurotiomycetes, Eurotiales, Trichocomaceae. Gene Ontology annotation, molecular function: cyclin-dependent protein serine/threonine kinase regulator activity. The transcript has 2 exons. The record is from RefSeq and is a predicted model, not a curated record. Gene Ontology annotation, biological process: mitotic cell cycle phase transition; regulation of cyclin-dependent protein serine/threonine kinase activity.
AUGGCUGCCAUUCGUCCUUCUCACCAGACGUGUGACACCUUCUUCGUCGAAACUGACGAUGUCCGUCCUCGCUUCGAUGCCAAGGAACAAGCAAGACUCAUUGCUCGUGAGCGUCAGUACGCAAUUGCAGAUCAGCUCUCUGCCCAGGCAAGGGAGGAGUAUCUCGAUGAUUGCUUGCAGCAUAUGCUUGACAUGGAUACUGCCACUCUCCCCGAUGUCGAAUCUAUUGACAUUCAAACCGAGAUCCAAUGGUUCAUGCGUCCAUAUCUCCUAGACUUUCUCAUCGAAGCACAUGCGGCCUUCCAGUUGCAACCCUCCACAUUGUUCCUUGCAAUCAACUUGCUUGAUCGGUACUGUUCAAAGCGUGUCGUCUACAAACGUCAUUACCAGCUCGUGGGCUGCUCUGCCCUCCUAAUUGCUGCCAAGUAUGGUGACAAGAAGGAGCACGUGCCAACCAUUCGUGAGCUCAAAUCCAUGUGCUGCUCGCUUUACGAUGAUGAUAUGUUUCUCCAGAUGGAGUGGCAUGUGUUGCAGACGCUUGGCUGGACGAUCGGUCACCCAACAGUGGAUAGCUUUCUGAACAUUGCGCUGGUGGACAUGCAGUACGACCCUGAAGUCGAGCAUCUUGCCCUCUACAUUUUAGAGAUCUCGCUCUUCCACCGAGAAUUCGUAUCCAAGCCUUCUGCAGAUCUUGCUAAGGCUGCUCUUGCUCUAGCGAGGUGCAUCCUUAACCGUCGUCAGCCGGAGGCUACUGAAUGGGCCGCCACAUAUGAUCCUAACACCUUGGUUGGUCUGUCUCAACAAUUGCACUCGCCUUCUCAGGUGUUGUACCGCAAGUACUCGUCCGCACACUACUCCAGGAUCUCGAAACUUCUGGACAAUUUCCUCGCUCGUCAGGCUGCCAUUGCCAGCGGUGCUUAUGCACCUCCUUCCCCACCAACCGAUGUCGCCGAAGAAUCAAAGACUCAGUACGCCGGUCAAGUUGGCCUUUCGACUCCACAGAAGCCCCAUGGAAUGCCACCACAUGGGUACCUCACCCCUCCUAUCACUCCAGAGAACGAAGGAUUCAAUCCCAAUGCUACUUCUGCGGAUACGAACAAACAGGCAGCAAUUACUGUCUGCCCUUCAUCGCCUACUCCUGCGAGCGUCUCUUUCAACGAUACCCAGAUGUACGACGCCGAACCAGUAUACGUUCAAUAUGCUCCCACCUCCCAUGUCGGGUAUACCACUGCGUUUUAG